Gastrolobium bilobum is the source of this 2757-nucleotide messenger RNA. RefSeq names its product probable serine/threonine protein phosphatase 2A regulatory subunit B''delta. Gene Ontology annotation, cellular component: protein phosphatase type 2A complex. The transcript has 12 exons. Gene Ontology annotation, molecular function: protein phosphatase regulator activity; calcium ion binding. The coding region runs from base 959 to 2083 and encodes 374 amino acids. Lineage: Eukaryota; Viridiplantae; Streptophyta; Magnoliopsida; Fabales; Fabaceae. Gene Ontology annotation, biological process: protein dephosphorylation. The record is from RefSeq and is a predicted model, not a curated record.
AUUAAAAGGAGGAAAAGAUAUCCUCCAAAACGGAAAAAUAAAAACAUGAUAUGGUUGCCAAGACUGUAGGUUCAGUUAAGUAAAAACCACCCAUUUGGAAGGUGUAUACUCGCAGGAAUAAGCAGACAACAGAUUAUUGGGAGGGCAGUUAUGUUGGAAGUUAAUAUAAGAAGUUAAACAAUAAAGGUAGGCAAUUAUGUAGGAAUAAAUAGGAAGGGGGGUUAUGGGAGAAGGGUAGGAGGUAACUUACUGUUGUAGAUCUGAUAAGUGUCUCAGAGAGGAGGGCAAUGCCCCUUUGGUAGUUGGGUGUUUGUACAUUUGCUGUGUUUUGACUCUACUAUUUGUGGAUUUCAUCUUUUGUCCAUAAUUUCUACUGUCUACUAUUGAAUUCUGUUGUUGAUCUAUAUUUUCCCCUAUUGAGAUGUAUCAAAAUACAUCAGAGAAGAAGAAAAAAGUUGCAAUCAAGUUUCUCAAUCCCCUUGCAUAUAUGAAAUAGCAACUUUUAUUGAGACAGCCAUUUACAAAACUCCAAAGCAAGGUCAUACCCAAUCCUAUCCCAUAGACCCAGAGCAAGUUGAAGACACCCUUAAAUAUGCGAGCAGUGCACUCCAACCGAAGGCCCCAAAGAAUUGCAUAAACUGCUAUUUGCCACCAAAUUUUUGCCUUGUUUUUCUUAAGUCAAUUACCUAGCCAUAAGUAGUCAUAAGAAGCUGUUCCAUAGUAGAAGGACACACCCAAUGCUUGCUAAAACCCCACAAACUUGCAGCAAAUAAUUUAUAUUAAUCUUAAAAAGGAACCACUGUCAAGUUCUCGUAAUAUUUUACUUGGUGAUACUUUUCUCAUGUACCCGGUCUACUAAUUCUACUUUCAAUAUGGAUGUCCACCUCCAAAUGAACUGAAAGAACAAUGCUUGAGUAAAAUCGAUCAGUUAUUCCAUGAUCACUUGGAUGGCCUGCAGAUGCAUGAAUUCAAAUCAAUUACUAAGGAAGUUUGCAGGCUGCCUUCUUUUUUUUCCACUUCUCUUUUCAGAAAGAUUGACGACGGAACUGGUUUUGUGACAAGGAAAGCAUUUAUUGAUUAUUGGAUUAACGGCAACCUGUUGACGAUGGAUAUGGCUACUCAAAUAUACUCAAUUUUAAAGCAACCACAGCUGAAGUAUCUUACUCAGGAUGAUUUUAAACCUGUGCUACGUGAGCUUUUAGCAACUCACCCAGGGCUGGAGUUCCUGCAGAGCACACCUGAGUUUCAAGAGAGAUAUGCUGAAACUGUAAUAUACAGAAUCUAUUAUUACAUUAAUAGAUCUGGAAAUGGCCGUCUUACACUGAGGGAGCUGAAGCGUGGUAACAUAAUUGAUGCAAUGCUGCACGCUGAUGAAGAAGAAGACAUCAAUAAGGUUUUGAGGUACUUCUCUUAUGAGCAUUUUUAUGUUAUAUACUGCAAAUUUUGGGAGCUGGAUACAGAUCAUGAUUUCUUGAUAGACAAAGAGAACCUUAUCAGAUACGGAAACCAUGCGCUUACCUAUCGAAUUGUUGAUAGAAUAUUUUCUCAGGUCCCAAGAAAGUUUACCAGUAAGGUUGAGGGGAAGAUGGGAUAUGAAGAUUUUGUUUACUUCAUACUGUCAGAAGAGGAUAAAUCAUCUGAGCCAAGUCUUGAGUAUUGGUUCAAGUGCAUAGAUUUGGACGGAAAUGGAGUUCUGACAAGGAAUGAACUACAAUUUUUUUAUGAGGAGCAGUUGCAUCGGAUGGAGUGCAUGGCCCAAGAGCCUGUGCUUUUUGAGGAUAUAUUGUGCCAGAUAAUUGAUAUGAUUAAACCUGAGAAUGAGAGCUUCAUAACUCUACGUGACCUGAAAGGCGGUAAACUCUCAGGAAGUGUUUUCAAUAUCCUGUUCAAUCUAAAUAAGUUCAUGGCCUUUGAAACUCGUGACCCAUUUUUGAUUCGUCAGGAACGUGAGAAUCCAACAUUGACAGAGUGGGAUCGAUUUGCUCAUAGAGAAUAUAUUAGACUUUCAAUGGAAGAAGACGUAGAAGAUGCCUCUAAUGGAAGUGCAGAAGUCUGGGAUGAAUCACUAGAGGCUCCCUUCUGAGAUAGUUUAUGGGAUGAAAAGAAAUUAUCGCCCCAGAGCUGAUGGACUGGCAAUUGUUCAGAGACACUGGACACAAGAUCAGCUUUUAUGUCGAUUGUGCGAACUUUGCUUCAAAGAGCGGGAAAUUCCAAUAACUGACUAUGGAAUGUAUUUUUGAUGGGCAAGCUACAACAAUAUUCAGAUCUGCUGGUAGUAACAUACAUUGGGGCCAUUAUCAUGGAAGUUUUGUUGCCUUGUACCGAUAUCCAUGCAAAAUGAGGACGUUUGCUCAGAAGUGUUAGCCAGGUUGAUUUAUAUUGAAUUGAGUAUGUUGUUAUUUGGGGGCACUUGAGUUAUUAAGGAGCAUAAAUAUCAAGAUUUUUCCCGUUUGAAUCUUUUAGUAGUUUGCUUCAAUUUUCGGGUCAUUUUUGCCCCGUAUCUGUCGAAGGGUACAUUUAGGUCGUCAUCUGUGCCUCCUGUUGUUGUCUUUCACUGAAAUUAAUCUUUUGUUAGGAAUUGAAGAAUUUAAAGAGUACUGCUAGUCAUAUAAAACGUCACAGUUUUUCUGGACUAUUAGAUUUAUCUCUCAAGAUAUGUGCAGGAUUAUAUUAACACUUUUCCGCAUAGACACUCCUAUUAUUCAAUGGCAUUGGGGGUAGUAUGUUUACUAUUCAAAAGCUUUGUACAUGUACAUU